CGGAACAGAGGAAAUGCAAGGAGAGAACAUGGAAGAGCAAAGCAAGGAAAAUCAUCGUACAAGUGAAGCUGAGACCAUUCCUCUCUUAACGCCUUACAAGAUGGGCACAUUUGAUCUUUCCCACAGGGUUGUUUUGGCUCCUCAAUCAAGACUGAGAUCUUACAAUUUCGUUGCACAACCCCAUGCCAUUCUUUACUACUCUCAAAGAACUACACCAGGUGGUUUUUUGAUUGGAGAAGCCUCCGGAAUCUCAGAGACUGCUCCAGGCUAUCCAAAUAUUCCUGGAAUAUGGACAAAGGAACAAGUAGAAGCAUGGAAACCCAUUGUGAAUGCAGUUCAUGAGAAAGGAGGAAUAUUUUUCUGCCAGCUGUGGCAUGCUGGAAGAGCUUCAAAUUACAGUUGCCAGCCUAAUGGAAGUCCCCCAAUCUCCUGUACUGACCAGCCAAUUAAGUUUGAUUUCCAUAUUGAUGGCUCUGGAGGAGCAUCUUUCCCACGCCCAAGGCGAUUAGCAGUUGAAGAGAUCUCUCAAGUAAUCAAUGACUUCAGAAUUGCAGCUAAGAAUGCUAUUGAAGCAGGUUUUGAUGGGGUUGAGAUUCACGGAGCCAACGGAUACCUAGUGGAUCAGUUCAUGAAGGAUCAGGUAAAUGAUAGAACCGAUGAGUAUGGUGGGAGCCUUGAGAAUCGAUGUCGCUUGCCUCUACAAGUGGUGGAAGCAGUUGCUGAUGAGAUAGGAGCUCAAAGAGUUGGAAUUAGGCUCUCACCAUUUGCUAAUUACAAUGACUCAGGAGACUCAAACCCUGAAGCACUUGGACUCUACAUGGCUGAGGCAUUGAACAAGUACAACAUACUUUACUGUCAUGUGAUUGAACCCAGGAUGAUCACACAAUUUGAUAAGUUGACAACUAGAAACAGUCUUUUGCCUAUGAGAAAAGCCUUCAAAGGAACAUUCAUUGUUGCUGGCGGAUAUGAUAGAGACGACGGAAAUAAAGUUAUAAGCCAAGGUGGAGCAGAUCUUGCUGCAUAUGGACGACUAUUCUUGGCCAACCCAGACUUACCAAGGAGAUUUGAGCUCAAUUCACCUCUUAACAAAUAUGACAGGAGCACUUUUUACACAUCUGACCCAGUAGUUGGUUACACGGACUAUCCUUUUCUAGACUCCAAUCCAUAGGGCCUCAUAUUCAAAUGUUCAGGAAUCAUGCGGCCAGAUCCUAAAGAAAGUAACACACAACCACAGAGUUUCUCAUUCUCUCUGAGCUCAAUAACAAGAAAAAAUGCCUGACCAGGGUAAAAGAAAAGAUUUCAUUGGGAUCAGAAGUUGUCAUAGGUACAACAUAUAUUAUCCAACUGCUUAAUUUCUUUAGCUCAUCUAUUAAGAUGAGAUGCUAAAACAAUACAUCCAAACUUACUUUUACCAUUCUACAACACGUUGCCUAAU
Molecule: messenger RNA, 1435 nt
Organism: Coffea eugenioides
Lineage: Eukaryota; Viridiplantae; Streptophyta; Magnoliopsida; Gentianales; Rubiaceae
Product: putative 12-oxophytodienoate reductase 11
Exons: 5
Coding region: 14-1168 (384 amino acids)
Molecular function (GO): FMN binding; oxidoreductase activity
Source: RefSeq, a predicted model, not a curated record